UCCCUGGCUAUAAAACCAGUCUGGUCCUUACUCGGAGGUGUGAAACUCUCCAUCUGUCUGAACCUCUCAUCCUCAGCCAGCCUCACACAGCCUAAUCAUGAGCAGGAACUACAUGUCCAAGUUUGACGAACUCCGCAAGGGGGACUACCUGUGGUCCAACAACAAAGAAUAUAAGGCAGUGUUUCAGGAGGACGGUAACUUCAUCAUCUACGGCUGGAAGUCCAUGUGGAACUCAGACACCGCCGGCCAGCGCGACGCCUGGCGCCUGUGCAUGCAGGACGACUGCAACCUGGUGAUGUACAAGAGGGACGACAAGGCCAUGUGGCACACCAACACCCACACAUCCAACGGAGGCCGGAUGUGUCGCCUCUGGCUCAGGGAUGACGGCACCAUGGUGAUCGAGAAGGACGGCGAGGAAGUGUGGUCUUCUGCCAUGUCCCGCGGACAAAAGUAAAAACCGCCAAAUGAUUUUUCAAACAAUAAACUACAGCUGUCACUGAAA
Messenger RNA from Hypomesus transpacificus, 502 nucleotides. RefSeq names its product mannose-specific lectin-like. NCBI's taxonomy places the organism in Eukaryota, Metazoa, Chordata, Actinopteri, Osmeriformes, Osmeridae. The record is from RefSeq and is a predicted model, not a curated record. The transcript has 3 exons. The coding region runs from base 98 to 454 and encodes 118 amino acids.